AUUGUCAAUGAAGACCACUCUCAAAUUGCUCACCAGCUGUUUGUUGUCAACAACCAAAAAAACUUCCUUCUAUUUCGAAAUGUCUUGACUAAAAUGACAAUCCAAUCGAAGUAUACAAACCAUUGUGUCGUGUGUAUCUUUUCAAAGUAGUUUUUAGCAACAAUCCUGAAACGUAAACAUGGAUGAAGAAGUCGAACAAAUAAACGUGGAGCCCGAAUUUUCCUUUAAUCCUUUCGAGGAUUGCGAUGAGGGUAACCCGCAAAAAAUCGAUACCGCCACCGAUGCACUAAAUUUGUUUACCUACACAAAGUCUGGUAAAAAGCAGACGGAUAACAAUACGAAAAAGUGCAUUUAUUGCAACAAGUUCUACAGGAAGAAAUACAUGGCCACUCAUCUGAGGACACAUAGUGGAGAAAAACCCUACAAAUGCUACUGGCAGGCCGAAAGCGGAGCUGAAUGUGGAAAAUGUUUUCUACGCCUCGAACAUCUACAACGGCACGAAAGAGUGCACGAUGGAUUAAAACUGCACAAAUGUGAUGUUUGUGAUAAGGGAUUCUCACGCCGAGAUCAUCUGAAGAAACACAUUUUAAUACACACAGGCAUCAAGCCGUACUGUUGCCAGGUGUGCUUGAAGACAUUCGGCCGUCCCGAUCACUUGCGGAAGCACAUACAAACACAUCUGAAGGAUGAAGCUGAUCUCAAAUUUACGCUGACGAUGUGUGAAGACGAACCGAUUAUUCAAAGCGAACAUGCCGACGAUGAUGAUGAUGAUUGAGGAAGAGAUUUUUCCAGUUCGACGUUCAGAACUCCGAACUGGAGCAAUAAAUUAUUUUUGUGUUAAUCAGUG
Bradysia coprophila is the source of this 847-nucleotide messenger RNA. RefSeq lists its product as uncharacterized. Gene Ontology annotation, molecular function: RNA polymerase II cis-regulatory region sequence-specific DNA binding; DNA-binding transcription factor activity, RNA polymerase II-specific. Gene Ontology annotation, biological process: regulation of transcription by RNA polymerase II. Gene Ontology annotation, cellular component: nucleus. The record is from RefSeq and is a predicted model, not a curated record. Lineage: Eukaryota; Metazoa; Arthropoda; Insecta; Diptera; Sciaridae.